GGGUCUGAGUUGGGGGGAUGUGCGCUGAGAGAAGGCGGAUCUCCGAUGCACCAAUCCGCGGCGUUCCUCUCGUCGUUUAAAGAGCUCUUUGUGUCAAUCACGCGUUUUUUUCAUCGCCAUAUUGGGUGCCGUAAAGCCUCGCCUUGUUAUUUCUCUUCCCCUAUUUUACUACGACGCGCAGUUGACAGGAGCGGCCGUCGCGAGCGCUGCGUUUGUUUUGAUGAUCGUCGCGCGUCUGUGUUUUUCGCUCAUGCGGCGAGUUUGCAUUUACGCCCGUCGCUUUGGAUCGCGUUAACGCAGGAGGGGACGCUCUGUAACAGCUGCUGGGUUUGUGUUUUCGACUUGAACGCCGUAAAAUGUCCAACGUGCGCUUGUCUAACGGCAGCCCGACGCUGGAGCGGAUGGAGGCGCGACUGUCAGACCAGCCCAAGCCGUCGGCGUGUCGGAACCUGUUCGGUCCGGUGGAUCAUGAAGAGCUAAAGAAAGACUUCCAGCGGCAGCUGAAGGUGAUGGAGGACGCGUCGUCUGACGCGUGGAGCUUCGACUUCUCCACGCACACGCCGCGCACCGACGGCAGAUACCGGUGGGAAGCGCUGGACAUGCGCUCGGUGCCCGGUUUCUACAGCAGGUCGGAGCGGGGCAAGGGCUCCGAUCUUCACAUUUGCUCCUCUGGGAAUAACGACAAUAAAGUGGAUGUUAACGGCAAUCACGACUGUCGGGUAACGGAGCAGAGCGCGGAGACGCCCGAAAAAGACCGAGAGCAGAGGAAAAGAAGCUCCUGUCUCGACUCGUUGCGUCAAAGCAAACGCUCGCACAUCUGCGUGGAUGAAGUGACCCGGACGCCCAGAAAGCCCCAAAAACCCAGAAAACACCCCAGCCCGACUCCCACAUAAACCCCAUGAGGUGAGCACA
This is a messenger RNA of Sinocyclocheilus anshuiensis, 912 nucleotides long. RefSeq names its product cyclin-dependent kinase inhibitor 1B-like. The record is from RefSeq and is a predicted model, not a curated record. Gene Ontology annotation, biological process: negative regulation of cell population proliferation; negative regulation of mitotic cell cycle; G1/S transition of mitotic cell cycle. Gene Ontology annotation, molecular function: cyclin-dependent protein serine/threonine kinase inhibitor activity; protein-folding chaperone binding. Bases 357 to 893 code for a protein of 178 amino acids. The transcript has 2 exons. Lineage: Eukaryota; Metazoa; Chordata; Actinopteri; Cypriniformes; Cyprinidae. Gene Ontology annotation, cellular component: nucleus; cytoplasm.